AUGGGCAAGAGUAGUGACCGGAAGGUGACGCUGAAGGAAGUGUCGCUCAAGACUUCAGGGAAGUACAAGUGUGAAGUGUCAGCUGAAUCUCCCUCAUUCCACACUGACUCUGGCUCAGGAGAACUGCUAGUUGUCCACAUUCCGGAGAACGACCCUCACAUCUCGGGCAUACAUACCAAGUACCAUGUGGGAGAUGUGGUACAGGUCAAUUGUACCUCGUCGCCCUCCAAGCCUGCCGCCUCCCUCAUGUGGUACAUCAACGACAAGCAGGCGGAUAGUGUGUCUCUGAUAGACUAUGCGCCAGUACCCAACAGCGAGGGACUGGAGACUUCUAUCCUCGGUCUGCACUUUCGCGCCCGGCUGAGCCAUCUUCAGAAGGGGCACCUCAAACUGCGCUGCACCGCGACCAUCGCCGCUGUCUACUACCGCGAGAACACAAUCUUCGCUCGCGCUCAUCUCACGCACCGCGUUGACCCGUUGGAAGGACGUGGCUUGUUUACUGGUGGGUCGUGUGGUGUUGCAAGUGUUGACGCACUGGUGAUGAUGGCAUGUGUUGUGCAGGUGUGGCUGAGGUAACACCCACUGCCUGCUCUCCCUCCCACCUUCACACCAACCACCUGCAUAAUUACACGCCACCUACACAGGUGUAUGCGUGUGUAUGUGUGUGUUUGUGUGCGUGUGUGUGUGUGUGUGUGUGUGUGUGUGUGUUUGUCUCCUGGCCGCCCGCGUACUUCAAACACCCUCCAAUCAACCCACAAUUGCACUACCGCCCCUUCGAUGCAACUAACCAGCCAGUCAACCUGCCUAGCAGCCCAGCCCUUCCCACCGUCUAUCAAGCCUCAACACAGUGCCAAAUGUAAUACUGCCUCGUCUGUCCUAGAGUGAAGACCGUGAGUGCAAUCUUAAGGGAGCGCAGCUUCAGUGUGCAACCUUAAGGGGGCAACCUUUGAAUGAAACAAAAUGAGAGUGCAUUUGUAGAAUACAGCUUAAGAAUGUCCUCUGAAGUGCAUCGUAUAAGUGCAACCUCAGAGUGAAUUCAUGAAUCGAAACCUACGGGUUCAUCCUGUGAGUGAAAGAACUGACGCUCUUCUGAGUGCAAAAAACCGACGCUCCUGAGUUGUUUACAUAAAACAUUUUAAACUUCAGAUUUACUGUAAAAGAAACUGAAUCCAAUUGACAAGUAACUUUAACUUGUUAGAAAGAAUUUAAAGGGGAAAAAAUAAAAUAAUUAUAUGUUAAAUGUUGUGAAAUCGUCUAAUUGUGAAACAAACAAAAAAAUAAUAGAAUUUUGAUAUUACUUGAAAUAUUACAGAGACACGAUUUGUGUAUUUUAAAAGCUGGUUAAAACUGAAGAGAGAAAAAGAUUGUUUAUAUUUCGUUGUGAAAUCUGUUUAUCUUGAUGUAGUUAAUGACUAAUCUGAUUAAUUAAUUUGCUUCUUUUUUUGGUAUAUAAAGAUAGUAAGAAAGGUUAUCAAAGUGGAAUAUCGUGAGAUUUUAUGAGAAAUUAACUCAAACGAAAGAGAUCUGAAAUGGCACACUUUUAAAAUAGAAGAAGAAGAAGAAGAAGAAGAAGAAGAAGAAGAAGAAGAAGAAGAAGAAGAAGAAGAGAAGACAAGAAGAUGUUGAAUACAGAAAAAGAGAAAAGUGUGGUCAGGCUAAACAUCACAAAGUUAACAGGAGUAAAAUUCGUCACAUCAGAAGCUAUGAAGAGAAUUCAACCUGACUCUCGAAGAAGUCAAUAUCACUCGAGUAUAUUAAAAUAAAAAGAAUAACUUUUACAGUUUUUAACCAGAUAAAAAAUAAAUUGCUGUGAUUUGGUAAUGAGACCUUUUUUUUUUUUUUUUGAUAUCUCAUAAAAAUAUAUAUAUUUAUAUUACUUUAACAGACCGUCAGAAAAAUGGUGAAUGUUUUUGAAUGGCAGUGCGAAGACGUGCUCAAAAAUAUAUACGUACGAACAAGUCUAUUGGUAUGGUUUUAUACAAAUACAAUUUCAUAUAUGAAAAGCAUAUUGAGAAAGUGAUGAUGAGAAGCUAGAAGUUAGAAAACAUGGAAACCAACACUUGAUUUUGUAGAUGUAUAACUAACACUUUCAGCUCAGUUUGAAGCUUGUAAAAAAAAGUCAUCAAUUUGUGCAGUUUGUGAGAAGCAUAAAGGUCAGUGGCGUGAAAAUUUGUGAGACGAAAGAAAAGUAACAGUCGUAUUGUCACCGGUUUAUAAUACAUGUUAAAAGAGUACAUGAACAUUAAACUCACGGAGAGUACAUAAACAUUAAGCUCACCGAGAGUACACAAUCAGGAAAUAAUUCUUGACUAUUAAUUCAGUAAAAAAAAACGGAACGACAUAAACAUAGCCUGCGUGAAAGGGUUAUAAAAAACGGUAUUACAAAGUGAUGUUGCAAGUUGAUGUAACAUUGAUGUGUGUCCCUCCUCUCACCCUCUCCCUCUCCUCCCCCCCCCCCUCCCUCCCAAAAACAAUAUAGAAAAAUCUAUUUAACAUAUGUGAUAUUGGGAAAGAGAGGUUCUCAGUGUGAGUGACGUACAUAAGAAUAACCCUCUCAGUUAAAACAUUAUACGAUGACGGGAAAAAUGAAAAAUAACGAAAUAGCGGAAGGAUACUGUCACCAUUGCUGGAGGUUUGCAUAGGGGCAUGAAUUACUGUUACUGCGAAGCUCUGCUGUGACCAACGCAGAGGCAAAAAAUUUGUUUGAGUUAUUACGAGAGUUCAGUGUACUUUAGAAAGUGUGAUAGCACUCGGUAACCGAUAACAGCAGUGGCAGCAGCAAUGGCAGGGAUAUCAUCAACAGCGGGAGCAGAAACAGUGACAGCAGCAGAAGCAACGGUGACAACAACAGUUUGUGAAUCAUUACACGAAGUAGCAGCAACAGCAACAGCAUUUGCUACAUCACCAGAGUCAUCACAAGCAGCAUCACCAGGUGCACUAACAGCAUCAUAGCAGCAGCAGCAUUAUCAACGGCUGCGCUGCCAUGACCAAAAAAUAGCAGCAGCAUGAGUAGCAGCAACAGCAGCAACAGCAGCAGCAAUAGCAGCAGAGUGGCUAAAACUAUUGCAGAGUAUAAUGAUGCUGAUAGCCUGCAGCCCCUUUCAUCUGCAGCCGGUGUGAGUGUGUUUAUCUUGGGUGUGUGCGACAGUGAGGCCACGCGGACGGUCCCAGGCCACAUGGACGGUUCCAGGCUACACGAACCCUACCACCCACCGCACUCAAGGUUCGUUAUCGAUUCCACCAUCCGCCGCUUGAGGAGCUUAUGAAUACGUACGUAAUUAAGAGUAAUGAACAGUUUACGCUGGCAGUGUUGCUCAGCUUAGUCAGAGAGAGAGAGAGAGAGAGAGAGAGAGAGAGAGAGAGAGAGAGAGAGAGAGAGAGAACGGCAGUUCUUGCUCCUACGCCGCUUCCUGCCAUGAUGCAGUGUGUUCCGCUGCUACAGCAGCUGCAGCAGUAUGAAGGACAACGGUACAGCAGCAAAAAAGCAGCAGGAAAGGUAGCAAUAGCAAGCCACUGUUCCUUGGCCUUCUGAGAGCGGUCAUCGUUGAAUUCCGUGUCUCGUGUCAACACGGGUGUCCAGACCAUGCAAUCCUGGAGAUAUUUUUUACCUCGCCCAGCCCAUGCCCACGCCCACGCUCACGCCCACACCUGUUCUCGCCCACUCAUUCGCUCGUCCUCGUCCAGCGUCCUUGAGCACAGCGCCAUCAUAGGACCCGCUACCCCAAAAUCCAGAGUCUCUUCCUUCCAUGACCUGGUCCCACCCCUUUCAAGACUCGGUUCUUAUUUUCUAGAUCCAGCCCCGCCCAUCCAAGACCCUUGUUCGACCCCCUCAAGAACUAUUGCUGCAAGACUCACCCCUCCAAAACCCACUCCUCCAACACCCUUUCCUUUAAGACCCACUCCUCCACCACCCUUUCCUUUAAGAUCCACUCCUCCACCACCCUUUCCUUUAAGACCCACUCCUCCAAGACCCACCUCCACCCUUUGAAGCUAACACUUCCCCCUACUAGCGUCUUAAUUCAUCCUCUUUCCCUCUUGUCUCCCUGAUUUCUCCUCUCUCCUCCCUCUUCCCUCCCUUCCAUCUUCUCCCAUCCUCUUCCUCCACACCAUGUCAUCCACGGUACUGUACAUAAGAGAGAAUUUGAGUACUUCUUCUUUGCAUUUAUUUUGGCCAGUUUAGACCAAUGAUGGACUGAUUUGUGCUCAGUGAGCACCUGUCAGAGCCUGUUUUUCCCUCACGACCCUCAACCUCUCCUAAUGACCCUUCACGACCUCCUGUUGCCUCCCUCACAUCACUCCCUGCCCCUUCACGACCCUGCCUCUCUCCCACGAUCCCCUGGUUUUACGACACCCCAUCGCUAUCAAAAUGUUCCCUCUGAUCCCUCCCAUAACCCCCUUUCCUCUUACAUCCUCGUAUUUCUUCCCAUCACCGCUGUUUCCCUUUGCUUUUUUCCUCACAUUCUCUCCCCUCUCAGUCCCUCAAGCCUUAUACCCCUCCCAUUCUCACUACCGGCUUCCUUCCCUCCUUCUACUCUCUGUUGUCUUCAUUCCUUCUCCUCUCCUCUCCCCUUCCCCUCCUCCUUCUCCUCUCUCACAUCUUCCUCCACGUCCCUUCUACGUUGUGAAGAAAGUGAGAACAAUGUUAAAUGUACCUCAAGAAUUAUCAUUAAAUGUAGUUUUUUAUGGAAUGUUAUCUGCACCGUACUAGCUUCUUUAUUUAUGCAAGAUAUUUUUGUGGGAUGUCGGAGUGACGCUCUUUGGUUUACUGCACAGUGCCGUCACCAGAUUACUGCAGUCAGAUCUCCGAGUUAUCGUCGGGUGAUACUGCCGUGUCAUUCAAAGGUGACGUCAAGAGCUCAUUUCUUUUUUUAUGUCAUUACUAGGUUAUGAUGCGAUAAAGACACUAGGUAACUGUCGGGUGACAUCAUGCUCUGAUUGUAAAGUUGUGCAGUUAGGAUGCAUUAAGUAAUGUCAUGAGGGUCAAUGAAGGAGACCUCAAACAGGAUAAUGUAAGUGAUGUCACAAGUCAAUGGAUGGUUCUUCAAACCGGAGAUUGUAAGUGCUGUUAUUGGUCAAUGCAUUGUCUGUUGAACAUCAUAUUGUAAGUGAUGUCACAGGCCAAUGCAUUGUCUUUUGAACAGGAUAUUGUAAGUGAUGUCACUUUAUCAAUGUGGAUAAUGUAUUUUAUGACACAUCACAGGUCACCAUGUACUGCACUGUGAACAGAUUACUGCAUUUUGAUUCCAGCAGGUCAGUGUAUUUUAAAAUUCGAGUGAGAUAUGUAUAUUCCAUCCUCCAUCACAGACCCUUUUCAGCAGAUUUGCUGAACAUUAGUCUCCGAAAGAGACCGAAAUAAAAAAAAACUCCUCUGUUUCACGUGUAUUUUCAUCUUCUUUUUCAAGAUAUUUCUCACUUUCCACUGAUCAAUAUUCUUGACGGUCUAGCUUAAGUGUGGUACUGAAGGUAAGAUACUGGGAGUGGGAUGUAGGUUAAUACACUGGAAGAUUUCGUGGUGUUAAGAAGUCAGUUUAUGGUAUAUCAAGAAAAGGGCAAUGUUAAUGGUGUCAUCAGAUGAUUACUGAGUGGUAUUAUCAGGUCAUUACUAAAUGGUAUUACUGGUUCAUAAAUAAGUGGUGUUACAGUUCUUGGCUAAGUGAUGUUAUUUUUUUUCUGGCUAAGUGAUGUUACAGUCCAUGGCUAAGUGGUGUUACACUUCAUGAGUAAGUGGCGUUACACUUCAUGGCUAAAUGAUGUUACCAGUUCACGACUAAGUGGUGUUACAGGUCACGCUAAGUGGUGUUACCAGUUCACGACUAAGUGGUGUUACAGGUCAUGACUAAUUGGUGUUACAGGUCAUGACUAAGUGGUGUUAUAGGUCAAGACUAAUGUGUUACCAGUUCACGAUUAAGUGGUGUUACAGGUCACGACUAAGUGGUGUUGCAGGUCAUGACUGAGUGGUGUUACAGGUCAUGGCUAAGUAGUGCUACCAGUUCACGACUAAGUGGUGUUACAGGUCAUGACUAAGUUAUGUUACAGGUCAUGACUAAGUGGUGUUACAGGUCAUGGCUAAGUAGUGCUACCAGUUCACGACUAAGUGGUGUUACAGGUCAUGACUAAGUUAUGUUACAGGUCAUGACUAAGUGGUGUUACAGAUCAUGACUGUGUUACCAGUUCACGACUAAGUGGUGUUACAGAUCAUGACUGUGUUACCAGUUCACGACUAAGUGGUGUUACAGGUCACGCUAAGUGGUGUUACCAGUUCACGACUAAGUGGUGUUACAGGUCAUGACUAAUUGGUGUUACAGGUCAUGACUAAGUGGUGUUAUAGGUCAAGACUAAUGUGUUACCAGUUCACGAUUAAGUGGUGUUACAGGUCACGACUAAGUGGUGUUGCAGGUCAUGACUGAGUGGUGUUACAGGUCAUGGCUAAGUAGUGCUACCAGUUCACGACUAAGUGGUGUUACAGGUCAUGACUAAGUUAUGUUACAGGUCAUGACUAAGUGGUGUUACAGGUCAUGGCUAAGUAGUGCUACCAGUUCACGACUAAGUGGUGUUACAGGUCAUGACUAAGUUAUGGUACAGGUCAUGACUAAGUGGUGUUACAGAUCAUGACUGUGUUACCAGUUCACGACUAAGUGGUGUUACAGGUUCAUUACUAAUACCAAACAGUCCUUGUUAUAUCCUCAGCAUAUUGUGUAGUAGUUGUGACAUCACUGUGUCAUGAUAGUGACAUCACAUAGCCAAAUUUGUGGUGGAUGAGAAAUCUCAUCUCUGUGGUGAUUUUUGACAGCAAUCACCAUGUGGUGACUGUGGCGUCAUUCUGUGGUGACUGUGACGUCACUCAGUCACCGUGGCAGUGACGUCACGUCUGUACUUGUCACCUACAAAGUUCUUUUAUUUUAACAAUAACAACAAAAACAAGAACAAAUUAACUGCAGAGAU
Molecule: messenger RNA, 6942 nt
Organism: Cherax quadricarinatus
Lineage: Eukaryota; Metazoa; Arthropoda; Malacostraca; Decapoda; Parastacidae
Source: RefSeq, a predicted model, not a curated record